Messenger RNA from Aquila chrysaetos chrysaetos, 2319 nucleotides. RefSeq names its product C-type lectin domain family 5 member A-like. Lineage: Eukaryota; Metazoa; Chordata; Aves; Accipitriformes; Accipitridae. The coding region runs from base 404 to 997 and encodes 197 amino acids. The record is from RefSeq and is a predicted model, not a curated record. The transcript has 7 exons.
CAGGAUGUCAAGAUUUGGAAACUCAAAAUACUACCAAUGCCAGAACCACUUCCUGACAAAGGCGACCACAUCAAGGCCACAACCUUACAUUUAACAUGCUACUAUCAAAAGAGCAAUUAGAAGUAGGCUUUCCUUCUCAUUGCAAGUUUCCGUAUGGCAGAAAGAGGAAAGAACUUCCGCCUGAAGGUUAGAGAGGGGAGGGAGCGCUGAGUCGUCCUCAGUCCAGAGUACCAUCUUAAAAACAGCAGUGAGAGGAAAAAAGGAGAAGGGGGAGCAAGAAUGUCAGAAAAUCUCAUUUAUUCUGACUUGAACUUGACUGAAUCAACCAGGCCCAGGCUACAGAAGGUCACUGAAGUCCAAGGUACUAUAUAUGCAGAAGUGAAAGUACAAUCCCUAGACACAAAUGCUGCAGAUAGCUACACAUUGUCCGCUGAGGUUUCCUAAGCAGAGAAGCUGGGAGAAUAUCAAGAUUUUCUUACUGCUACACAGAGCCAGCUGGAACAACAUAAUCCUCCUUCAGCCUGUCAACUACCGUCCAACUGCAAGCAGCCCACCUGACUCAACACCAUCCUCCACCACCUAUGAAGAGGCACUAGGCUGCCCCCAACACUGGGAACAAAAUGGGGAAAAAUGCUACUUCUUUUCUCCAGUGCAGAAAAUAAUUGACUGGAACACCUCCCGUAAAGAAUGUACUGACAACAAUUCAGACCUGGUGAUCAUUGACAACAACGAAGAACUGUGUUACCUUUUUUCACGAACAAGAAGUCAUUACUACUUACUUGGUCUCAAAUUCUCGAAGAGCGAGGAGAAGUGGAAGUGGAUUAACGACGUGGAACAUAACCCAGACAUGUUUACUAUUGGAGGAGACUUUACUGACUAUUUCUGCACUGUCAUUGGACAUGGCAAAGUAGAAACUGCAUCUUGCAGUGGAUCCCUAACAACACAAAGUAUGUGUGAAAAAGCUGCAAAUAUUUUAGAAAGGCAGAAGGAGAGCUAAAAACAAGAUGUCUGUAGAGCUUGGCCAUGGGAUGACUGAGGAAGCUGGAUUUGGUGUCGGUGGCUGAAAUGAAGCUACGCCGAAGCUUUCCUAUGGAAGCCCCUUUGCCAGUUCAGGAAGAUAUCUGUUCAAGGCCAGAUUCUGACUAAAUGAUGCAAAUUAAAUUUAGAAAAAUGUCAAUGACACUAUUACCCUUAUAGAAAAAAAAUCUGCAAAAGCCACUUGUGAUACCUAAUUAAACAAAGGAUCUUGAAAGAACAGGAAGAUGUUUUCAAUGUCGCUUCACUUUGUCAGAAUAGCGUCUAUUUCCCUCGGAUGUGGGAAGCAGGUUCAGAGCAUGAAUAGGCCUGUUUGUUACUAAAUUUAUUUUUAUAAGUUUGAAAUAAUUAAUUGCAGGAAAACUAGGUAUAAUUAAUGCCAUUUAGCGAUAUUUGAUAUGAGACCUCAGUAAUGUGUAGGCAUCUGUGAUCCCAGAGGACUCUUCUGGGUCACAAGCUUCUGCCAGCUGGUGUUAAAGCUGGUGGUAAAUACAAUAACUCUGUGGCAUCUGAUCAUUCUCAUUUUCUUUGUUGACUCUAAAGCACCCAGUCUUCUUCAAAGGGCCAGUAAAGCACAGAUGCAGGCAGGCCUGAUGAAGGGACAGCACCUUCCACUUGCUGUCAGAUGAAAUUUAUUCUGCUGCAGGGCAUCUGGUGGAUCACUGACUGCUACGAAUAAGGGACCAGCUAAUGCUCCCCAAAUACCAUCUCUGAGAGAUAUUGCCUAUUCCUUAUAUCUAGACAAAAUACAGACUGCUAGACUCACCUUAAUAACAUAGGCAGAUUUCAAGUAAAUUUUGAAGGAAAAGGUAACACAAAUCACAGAGGUCAACAGGAGAAAAAAACCCCAAAGUGAGUAUGUUCACAAGGAUAGCUCAUCCUGGUCAGCUUUCUCUGAGGAGAUGACUGACUCAUCCGAAAUUAGAGUUUUAUUAAAACAUUUGACUAGGAUUACACAUAGAAAAUCAUUAACAAGCCUUCUGGAAAAAAAUAUCAUGUAUAAUACAUUCAGUAGUGGCCUUGCUGCAAAAUGCAGACAUCUGAUAGUAAUGUCUAAAGUGACAUAAGAUUAUGUCUGAAUAACACCAGACUGGAAGACAAUGUCAAAACAGGAGAAGAUCCAAGCCUAAUACAGUAAGAACUGCAUGACCUGAGUAAUGUAUAUGUAUAUGGAAAUGUAUAUGGAAAUGUAUAUGGAAAGGAUGAUGAGUGGGAACCUGGAGUAUUUAAAAAACAUUUUUAAAUGGUGUCAAUAAAUGCAGUGUCUAUCUUUCAUCCAUUGGA